CCCCAAAAAUCCGACCCGUUCGAAUUUCUCUUCCGCUCUCCCAAAUCCCCAUCUCUCCUCCAGUCCAGUGGAAAAUGAAACCCCAGCAAUCCAACCCUAGCCUCACUUGAUCUUUGAUCCAACUCUAAAUCCUCCGAAGGCCUUAAUCUUUCCUCUCGAAACCCUUUUUUUUCUCCCUUUCUUCUUCAGCAGUCCAGCAUCUUGCCCCUACUCACCUUCUUGAUCCCAUCUAGAAACGCUUGGUUUUCGAUCUCUUUUGGUUGUCUGGCGAUCAGGAUGCCGGCGGUGGCUGAACCUGGAAGCGCGUUCAGGAGCCGGGUUAGGUUUCAAGACCCAGGGGCGGACUCCGAGGCGGCAGAUGGUGGGGGAAAUGAUGCGAAUGGAGAACGGGCAGUCGUCUCCGGUGGGUUUCCAGUACAAAGUUUCGAGCUGCAAGAAGAUCUGUCUUUCUGGAAGGAUCAUAACGUCCAGGUUGUCAUUCGAAUCCGACCCCUCAGCAGUUCUGAGAUAUCCCUCCAAGGACACAAUAGAUGCGUUAGACAGGAAAGUUGUCAAACUAUUACCUGGAUAGGACACCCAGAAUCUCGCUUCACCUUUGAUCACGUUGCUGAUGAAUAUGUCAGCCAGGAAAAGCUAUUUAAAGUGGCUGGAGUGCCAAUGGUAGAAAAUUGUGUGGCAGGCUACAAUAGCUGUAUGUUUGCAUAUGGCCAGACUGGUAGCGGGAAAACACACACAAUGUUAGGAGAUAUAGAAGGUGGAACACGGAGACACAGCAUUAAUUGUGGGAUGACACCUCGUGUGUUUGAGCAUCUAUUCUCAAGGAUCCAGAAGGAAAAAGAGUCUCGAAGAGAUGAAAAGCUGCGAUUCACCUGUAAAUGCUCUUUCUUGGAAAUUUACAAUGAGCAGAUUCUAGAUCUCUUGAAUCCAUCUUCUGUUAAUUUACAGAUAAGAGAAGAUGCAAAAAAAGGUGUGCACGUGGAGAAUCUCACAGAGUUUGAGGUUUCAAGCGCCCGAGAUGUUAUGCAACAACUAAUUCAGGGAGCAGCAAAUAGAAAGGUGGCUGCAACAAAUAUGAACCGAGCAAGCAGCCGUUCUCAUAGUGUUUUUACUUGUGUUAUAGAAAGUAAGUGGGAAUCCCAGGGAGUUACUCACCACAGGUAUGCUCGGCUUAAUCUCGUAGACCUGGCAGGCUCAGAGAGACAAAAGAGCUCAGGUGCUGAAGGUGACCGGCUGAAGGAAGCGACUAACAUCAACAAAUCCCUUUCAACUUUGGGACUUGUUAUUAUGAACCUUGUCAGUAUAUCAAAUGGGAAGUCACUGCAUGUACCGUAUCGAGAUUCAAAACUGACAUUUCUUCUUCAGGAUUCAUUGGGGGGGAAUUCUAAAACCAUUAUAAUUGCAAAUAUAAGCCCAUCUAAUUGCUGUGCUUUGGAAACAUUAAGCACUCUGAAAUUUGCACAGCGUGCCAAGUUCAUAAGGAACAAUGCAAUCAUCAAUGAGGAUGCAUCUGGAGAUGUUCUUAGCAUGCGUCUACAGAUUCAGCAGUUGAAGAAAGAGGUGAAUCGCCUACGAGUAUUAGUCAACUGUGGAGCUGAGAACCCUGAAAGUGAUGGCCUGAGUGCUAGUGUUGCUGGAUCUCCAGGCUCUUUCAAAUGGGAUGCUGGAUUGGGAUCAUUCAGUCCACUUACAUUUGAUAAAAGAAUAUCACAGAGAAAGGAAUAUGAAGCUGCACUAAUUGCAGCUUUUCGAAGGGAUCAAGAUAAAGAGGCAGCAUUGAAGGCAAUGGCUGCUGGGAAGCUGGCUGCAGAGCAGUUGGCUACUCAAAGAACAGAAGAGGUUAGAAGUUUAAAAAUGAGACUCCGUUUCCGUGAAGAAGGAAUUAAAAGGUUAGAAGCAGUUGCUUCUGGAAAGCUGUCAGCUGAAACACAUCUUUUACAAGAAAAGGAAGAACUCUUGAAGGAAAUAGAUAUUCUUCGUAAUCAGGUUGAUCGCAACCCAGAGGUUACUAGAUUUGCAAUGGAAAAUUUGCAGUUGAAAGAAGAACUAAGAAGAUUGCAAUCAUUUGCUGAAGAAGGUGAACGAGAAAUGAUGAAUGAACAGAUCACUGUUUUGCAAGAAAAGUUGAUGGAAGCAUUGGAUUGGAAGCUCAUGCAUGAGAAGGAUCCAGAUGUGGCUCAGGAUCUGUCCUUAUCUUGGGAAUCUUCCACCAACGAGGAAAAUGAAUUCCUGCGUUUGCAGGCUAUUCAAAACCAGAAAGAAACAGAAGCACUUCGUAAAAAUCUUUCUUUCUGCCUUGAAGCCAAGGAAAAGCUGGAGAGGCAUGUGGAGGAGUUAGUCUCACAGCUAGAAGAAGAAAGGAAGUCUGCUCGUCAUCCAAAUAGGGAUAUUCAGGAUGCACAAAUCAAGGACUUUACAGUUUCAGGGGCAAAUGAUUUAUCUCAUGACCAGGUGGAACUUAAAACCAUGGUUGAUGCAAUUGCAGCUGCCAGUCAGCGAGAAGCGGAAUCUCAUGAAACAGCCAUCAUGCUGGCCAAGGACAACGAGCAAUUACGCAUGAAACUAAAAGUUUUAAUUGAGGAUAACAAUAGACUGAUUGAACUCUAUGAGGGGGCAGUCGCGGAAGGUUCUGCUAAUCAGGCUGGGAAUGCUCCUAAAAUGAAGAACUCAGAAAAUCAAGUUAACUGCUUGGCAGAUUUUAGUGAAGAUGGUCAUGAUAAUCUCAGUGAUGAUAACUAUGAUCCAGGACCUAAGGAUGUCGAACACCUGGAACAUCAGCUCCUUGAGAUGCAUGAAGAGAAUGAGAAACUGAUGGGUCUGUAUGAGAGAGCCAUGCAUGAGAGGGAUGAAUUCAAAAGAAUGCUUUCUUCUUAUGAAUCUAAUAAAUCUGAGCACAAAGAAGAGACGAAGUGUCCAGAAAAGUUGGCUGAAGUGGAUGAAGAAAGAGUCUACGAAAAUCAAGAUAAGGUUAAGCUUGAGGAACAUGCCAUGCAUGCAGAAGUGUCUGAAGAAAAACUGCAUCUUGUCAGAGGUAAGUUGGAACUGGUGGAAGAUAAGCUUGCAACCACAGGGCAAGCUGUUCAAUUCUUUGGAUUGCUUGAAGAUGCAAGCACCGAGGUAGAUGAGCUUUUGGAGAACAUUGGAGUGACGGAUCUGGAUGUUCAGCUAAAGCAACGGGAGAUUACAGCCCUGAAGCAUGCUUUGUCCCAAAUACAUGAAAGAAAAACUGGUGUGGAUAACAAGUUCUUGGCUCUGAAGUUUGCAUCGAAUAGUUUCUGUUCAAAUGUUCAAUACUGGGAAGAAAGAGAAGCCCAGGCUAGGGCAAGGGUUGAUGCAUGCUCUUCACAUCUGGAGCAAAAGCAUGAAGAACUUAGACUACUUAAAGUCCACAAGGAUGAAAUUAGUACUGCCUGUAUCAAGGCUAGGCACUCUGAAUCUGAGUUGAGAAGCAACAUUGAUUGUCUGAAAUUGAAACUCCAAGAUGCAGAAACUAGAAGAAAGGAGACUGAAAAGGUUUUGUUUGCAAUUGAUAAUUUGGAUAGAUCUGACUUGUCCACACACAGGGGCCUGAAUUUUGGUAAAGCUUCUGAACUGCUCAAGUCUGAGGAGGAGAGAACCCAGCUCUCAGCUGAAAUGAAGCAGUUAAGGGAACAGCUGGCUGCUGUACAGAAGGAAAUUGCAAAGUGGAUGAAGAAGUCCGAAGCGCUGGAUAUGAAAAUUCAAAACCUUGAAAAAGAAAUAAGAAGUGGGUUGCUCUCACUGCAAGAGUCAGAACAUGGGUUGCAACAGGCUGUUAGAGACAAGGAGAUGCUCUUAGAAAUGAGAGAGGAUGCGAGGAUUGAGCUGGGAAUAUUGUUAGUUGAGUAUCAGGAGUGCAUCUUUGAAUUGGAUCUGAAAGAAGGGGAGAUUAAGUUGUUUGAAGAAGCAGCGCAGCGAGAAGUGAGCAGCCUGGAGGGCCUGAGGGCUAAACUAGUUGUGGCAACACAGAAGUUGAACCAGUUGUUGGAGGAUAAUAGAAGAAUAACACUCUCCAACUCAGAAGAAUGUUCACAAUAUGUUUCUAUUGCUCAGAAGGUAGAACGAGAGCUUGAGCAUGUUCAGCUGUCGGUAACUGAAGCUAAGUCCAUGUUACUCAGUAGCAAUUCAUAGUUUAUUCAAUUGCCUACGCUGUUGUUGGCAUUGAUUAUCUUCAUCGAUAAUCCUGGGCGCUAGUAGAUGCUUGGAUUUGCUAAUCCAGCUUUGCUUUUGUAUUGUAUUAUCCAUUUUUCUUUUUCAUCUGUACAUGUGAAUCUAGUAUAUUCAAAUUUGCUUUUGUGCACU
Molecule: messenger RNA, 4317 nt
Organism: Elaeis guineensis (African oil palm)
Lineage: Eukaryota; Viridiplantae; Streptophyta; Magnoliopsida; Arecales; Arecaceae
Product: kinesin-like protein KIN-12G
Biological process (GO): microtubule-based movement
Molecular function (GO): ATP binding; microtubule binding; microtubule motor activity
Source: RefSeq, a predicted model, not a curated record